Messenger RNA from Sebastes umbrosus (honeycomb rockfish), 4096 nucleotides. RefSeq lists its product as uncharacterized. Gene Ontology annotation, biological process: regulation of cytokine production; regulation of immune system process; negative regulation of transcription by RNA polymerase II. The record is from RefSeq and is a predicted model, not a curated record. NCBI's taxonomy places the organism in Eukaryota, Metazoa, Chordata, Actinopteri, Perciformes, Sebastidae. The transcript is spliced from 12 exons. Bases 160 to 3606 code for a protein of 1148 amino acids. Gene Ontology annotation, molecular function: RNA polymerase II cis-regulatory region sequence-specific DNA binding; DNA-binding transcription factor activity.
CUAGGCAACGGUCGUCUGAUUGGCUCCAACAUCAUGACUUCACAUUCGUGCGACGACCGAAAGAAAGUAGCGCCAUUUUGAAAAAAAAAAGAAGUAAAAAGCCUCUGACUUGUGUUAGUUCUUCUCGCUUUAAAGAACAAAAAAGAAAGAAACAAGGACAUGGAGCCUCUGGUGAACUGGACCCACGAAGAGACGGAGGCUCUUAUCUCGGUGUGGUCGGAGGAGAACAUCCAGCGAGGUCUGGAGGAGUCGUUUAGAAACGAGAAGGUGUACAGAGAGGUGUCAGGCAGACUAGCAGCCAGGGGGGUCAGACACUCUGCUAAACAGUGCAGGGAGAGGAUGAAGAAGCUCAAACACGAGUACAGGAAGAUUAAACUACACCGGGAGACAGGAGGGGCCAAGAGAAAGACCUUCAGGUGGUAUGAAGCCAUGGACACCACCAUGAGAGGAAGACCAGCUACAACAACAGACCACACAGAGCAGACAGACUCCAUCAUCACACCUGAACUCAUACUGGCACACCUGGACACAGAUUCACCCACUACGACAGUCUCUCCUGUGAGCUACAACAGCACCUUCAUACCCUGCUCUCCUCCAACCCUAACAUCUCCUAGCCCCACGGAGGACCCAGGUUUCUACUCCAUUCAACUAGAAGAUGUUGACGGUCCGUCUACAAGCACCACAAUGUCCUUCACUGCAGUGCAAACGUCAGUCAAAGAUACGUCCUUGUGCCAGUGGUCAAAAAAUGAGGUCCAAGCGUUGUUGACACUUUGGGCAAAUCCUGCCGUUCAAGACGAGCUUCGCCUCAACUUGAAGAAUCAUAAAGUUUACGCUAGCCUCAGUGCUAAAUUAGCAUCGCUUGGAUUCAACAAAGAGCCAAAGAAGUGCAGGGAGAAAAUCAAAAAACUGAAGCAGGACUACAAGAGAAUCAAAAACAGUCAACACAAGUGUGGAAGCAACAGCACACGUAAAAGUGUAUGGUUUGCAAUCAUGGAUGAUGUCCUCAGUUCCAAGGCUGCAGCAGCAAGACGUUCAGAAACAACAGAGCCCUCGCUGUUCAGUCAGACACAUUCUGUCCUGGAUGUGGACACUGAUGAUGAAACCCAGUGGUUGCCUGAUGAAGUCCAGGUGCUGAUGACCCUCUGGGCACAACCAAACAUUCAGGAACAGCUUCUCACCACAGCAACAACCAAUCAAGUCUUUACGUACCUCAGCGGUGAGCUCGCAUUGGUGGGGUUUAACAAGACACCACAUCAGUGCAGUCAUAAAGUAAAUAACCUUAUAGAGGAGUACAGGAGAAUCAGGGAAGUGGAACCAUACGGGGACGAUAGAAACGACUGGUUUGCUAUUUUGGACAGUGUCCUUAGUCCUGGUGGAGAGACCUAUACAGAGGUGGAUUCAUCUGCUGUGCUGACGCAACCGAAAUCACCAGAAGACAAGCAUGUGAAUGAUACAUCACGGGCUGUUUGGACAUCAGAUGAAAUCAAAGUGCUGCUCACGCGAUGGGCAGAGGAGAGUAUCCAGGAGCAGCUCGGUUCAACGCGGAGAAAUGAGAGAGUGUUCGCUCAGCUGAGCUCCGAGCUCGCCACUCAGGGCUAUGAUAAGACCACCAGCCAAUGCAGGUCACAAAUAGAACUGCUGAAGCAAGAAUACAGACAGAUUAAGGAACAGAAGGACUCUAAACAGCAGAAAAGCAGAUGGUUUGCCAUUCUGGAUAAAGUCCUUGGUCGUUGUAAACCAGAGGCUGAGAUUAAACAAGAAGCUGGAGUCCUGGAUUCGGCCCUUGCAUUUCUGCAGACGUCACAGCAAGACCUUUCUGAAACAGUGGAAGACUUAGGUCACCGCUUGUCCGUCUCCUCAUUGUGCCUCCUGGUCCCAACCUUGCGUCUGAUGUGUGCCUUUGCCUGGCGGGUGGUCCAGUGUUGUAAUGUGCUACAUUAUGGAAAGGUGGAGGAGCUGGUGAGGUCGGUGACGGAACUGGCUCCAGAGCUGCUGACGCCCAGAGAGAAAGUGCAACUCCUGCUCAAACUAAGGGCAAGGAUGGUGCUGGAAUUGUGUCGCAGUGAGAGCACAGCCAACCUGCUGUAUAUCCAGCCUCACCUGAAUAUCAUUGAAAACCUCUCAAUGGGCUCCACCUGUGAUCAGGAGGAAUUGGAGGAAUUGGAGGAGUUGGAAAGUUCAAAGUCCAACUUUGUGGAGGUUGUUCAUAUCCUGCUCGAGGACACGGAGGAGAGAAAGAUGUUUUUUGAGGAGGUCUUUCCCAUCCACUACGGUCAGCAGUAUGAGGCCACAUUUCAGACAUUAGUAUGGAAAUUCAUCUCUAGACUGGAUCAUCUUUUGCCUACACCAGAUAUUAAACAGACUGCAGAGUGGCUCAGCACUGCCCCCUCUGUCAUGGAAGAAUGUGGACAACUGGUUUUGGAACCAGAUCAGCUGAAGGCGCUACUGCAUUUCCACCAGCAACAGUCGGGAAGCACCAACCAACGUUAUUCUCAAAAUCAGAGUAUGUUUUUGCCGAGGCUGUUUCUCCCUCACAAACCAAACUCGUGGCAACUCGCUUCAGAGCAACGGGCAUCGUCCACAGGCGACGCAGAUGAAGGACAGUUUGAUUAUAGUGAGGAUGAGGAGGACGUUGAGGAAAACCAAACUGAAGAUAAAGCGACUCUGGAGGACUGUAGCGAAGGAGGUGAAGACCUGAAGUUGAAGGAAGAACAAAUCGAUGACUUGACAGCUGCACACUGCUCAAAUUUAAACAACCAUAUGCCUUUAAGACUGCAGACCUGCUCUUUUUGUCCCUACUCCGACAGCCAAGUGUCCGGUCUUCUGCAGCACAUCAGGAAGACGCAUCUGAUUGAGGAACCCGGGCAACUUCAGUCUAAAGAACCAAGGUCAGCCAAUGUCCUUCAGGAAGUAGACACUGAAACGUGCACUCCUGAGAUCACAAGGAGCACAACAAACACUUGUGAGUAUUGUGGGAAGGUCUUCAACGAUAUGUCCGCCCUGAACAGCCACAGAAAAACACACACUCUUACAUUCGACUGCGACAAGUGUGAGAAGAAGUACUCCUCCAGGGCGUCCCUGAAUGUGCACCGCCGGACCCACACAGGCGAUACGCCGUAUUUGUGUUCGCACUGUGGCCGGGGCUUCAGAACUUCAAACAGCCUCGGUUUCCACGUUCGCAUACACACAGGAGACCGGCGCUAUAAAUGUCCCAUUUGUGGGAAGACUUCAAUCCAGCACCUGGCGAGACACAUGCGGAUGCACAGAGGGGAAAAGAACUACCUGUGUACCGAAUGCGGGAAAGCUUUUCUCUCCUCCGGGGAGUUGAGGCUGCACAUCAGGUGCCACACGGGCGAGCGGCCGUACACGUGCAAACACUGCGGGAGAGGUUUCCGAGCAAAGUGCCUAUUGACAGUUCACAUGCGCCAACACACGGGAGAGAGUCCUUACAGGUGUUCCGUGUGUCCGAAAUCCUUUCAGACUUCGAGAGCGCAGAAAAGGCACAUCAUGAUCCACUCGAACAAGAAGUCUUUCCAGUGUUUGACGUGCGGUAAAAUAUUCAGGCAAGAAGACACUUUUGAAAUGCAUGUUCAGACACACAAUUGAAAGUAGUGGCUGGUGAUUUAAUACAAGAAGUGUACAAUAAUUGUAUGUUAUUCUGUUUGAAACAGCGCUAGUUGCAGUUUGGUUUUUAAAAUAUUCUGUAAGCUAAUUGCUAAAACAUCAGCAUGGCUCUAGUAAUCCAUUUUGCACGUUUUUUUUUUUUUUACCUACUUAAUAGAAAAUACAGUUAUUGCAUAAAAAUACAGUAACUCCAUUAAUGCAUAAAGGGAUAACUCAGUAAUUAUUUUCUGAAAACUAUGCAAAGCUACAAUUCCAAAAACAUGGCAAUUUAGUGCACAGACAAUCUGAGAAGUUGUUGUUAUCCAGUUGUAUCAUGGGAAUUGUAGGAUCCAGUAUUUUUGGUGUUUUAGCCAAACUCUGAGCUGAAAGUCAGGAUAUCUUGACCUCUGCAAAACAGAUUUUGACUAAUCUUCUUUAAUGUCUCUUGCGAGUCCCCCAAGUUAAUUAAAAUGCAAUGCUGAAUCGAUAGAUA